This is a messenger RNA of Sebastes umbrosus (honeycomb rockfish), 2070 nucleotides long. It is a transcript of the gene fscn2b, whose product is annotated as fascin actin-bundling protein 2b, retinal. The transcript has 7 exons. Gene Ontology annotation, molecular function: actin filament binding; protein-macromolecule adaptor activity. Gene Ontology annotation, biological process: actin filament bundle assembly; cell migration; establishment or maintenance of cell polarity. Bases 162 to 1643 code for a protein of 493 amino acids. Gene Ontology annotation, cellular component: actin cytoskeleton; cytoplasm. NCBI's taxonomy places the organism in Eukaryota, Metazoa, Chordata, Actinopteri, Perciformes, Sebastidae. The record is from RefSeq and is a predicted model, not a curated record.
AUUUGACCUCUCCAUUUCAUCCAUCCUAAUCAUUUUAGGAGCAGUGUCUGCUGUAAAGUGUCUCGCUCAAGGACGCUUCGACAUGCGGACAGGAGGAGCCGGGGAUCGAACCGCCAACCAUGUGUUAACCCGCCUUACCCCUGAGCCACAGCCGCCCCUGCAUGGUGAAGAUGCCGGCUAAUGGGAACCGUCCCUUGAAGUUGCAGUUUGGUCUAAUCAACCACGAGGGUCGCUACCUCACUGCUGAGGCCUUUGGCUUCAAGUUGAAUGCGUCAGCACCCAGCCUGAAGAAGAAGCAGAUAUGGACUCUGGAGCAGGACUCCCAGGACACCCAGAUGGUCUACUUGCGCAGCCACCUGGGACGCUACCUGGCCUCCGACAAGGACGGCAAAGUCACCUGUGAGGCUGACGGGCAAAACUCAGACUGCCGCUUCCUCAUCGUGGCUCAAUCGGAUGGUCGCUGGGCCCUGCAGUCCGAGCAGCACCUCCGCUUCUUCGGCGGCUCUCGGGACUACCUGUCCUGCUUUGCCCAGCUGAUAACAGACGCCGAGCUGUGGGCGGUGCACCUGGCUCUGCAUCCGCAAGCCAACCUGCUGUCUGUGGCCCGCAAGCGUUAUGCCCACCUCUCUAUGGAGGAUGGGGAAAUCGCCGUGGAUAUGAACAUCCCCUGGGGUGUGGCAGCGCUCCUGACACUCGUCUACCUGGACGGGAAGUACUGCCUCAAAACCUGCGACAGCCGCUUCCUCAGCAACGACGGGAAGCUCUUGACGGAGAGCGGGAGGGCCACGGCGUACACGCUGGAGCUGAAGUGUGGGAAGCUGGCCUUUAAAGACUGCGAGGGGAAGUAUUUGUCUCCCAUGGGGCCUACGGGCACCCUGAGGUCUGGACGGUGCUCCAAGCCGGGCAAAGAUGAACUGUUUGACCUAGAGGAGAGCCACCCACAGGUGGUUCUGACGGCUGCCAAUGGGCGAUACGUCUCCAUAAGACAAGGAGUAAGCCUCGCAGCCAAUCAGGAAGACGAGACAGACAUGGAGACGUUUCAGAUGGAGAUCGACAAGGAAACCAGGAAGUGCACGUUCCGCACCAGCCAGGGGAACUACUGGGAUCUGGUGGCCCACGGAGGCAUCCAAAUCACUGCCACUGAAGUGACAGCAAACUCCAUGUUUUCAGUGGAGUGGCUUGGCCACAAGGUGGCACUCAAGGCUAACAAUGGAAAAUACAUCUGCACCAAGAAGAACGGCCAGCUGCUGGCUGUCAGUGAUUCCAUAGGCGAGGACGAGCAGCUCACUUUGAAGCUGAUCAACCGACCCAUGCUGAUCCUGAGAGGAGAGAACGGAUUCAUCUGCCACCACAAGAACUCCAACACGCUGGACGGCAGCAGAUCCGUCUACGACAUUUUCACCCUGCAAUUCAGUAACGGGGCGUACAACAUUAAAGGCGUGGACGGCCGGUUCUGGUACGUGAACAGCGCUGGGCUGGUGUGCUCGGACGGCGAGGCCCCUGAGGAUUUCACUCUGGAGCUCCUGGAGCACGGUCGCCUCGCCAUCCGUGGCAAGAACCGCAAAUACCUGCGUGGAGACCAGGGGGGCACGCUGAAGGGAGACGGGUUCAGCCUGAGCAGCUCGGCCCUCUGGGAGUAUUAACACAAUCCAAUAUUAAUCCUAACUGUGACCCCUCUCGUCGUUGAGUUGAUCGGCUGAUAUUCACCAAUGAAGAGCCAGCAUCUGUGGUAUUUUGAGGUGGAAGACAGUUGCUCAUCAGAGACGAGUCACAGCCUGUACUGAUUUCACCCCACUGUUUUUCUCUUUCUUGAUACAAAGAGGUUGCAACAGAGAACUCACAACAGAUAAUGUUGAAAAUUGGUGAAAGUACAUGAAGAACUGAGCCAAGAAAAGACUUGAUGGACUGAACAAUGUUUUGAGUCAGUGCUUGAUGUCAAAACGGCAAAAAAUAGUGUGAAUGAACAUUAGAGUUUUUGUGUUGUUCCUUUCGAUUUUUUUUCAACGAGCAUCCGCUGCAAAAUCUAUUUAUUAUCUGAGGCUAAACUACAGAUUAAAAAAUCCUCCUGUA